Messenger RNA from Brassica oleracea var. oleracea, 1325 nucleotides. RefSeq lists its product as uncharacterized. The record is from RefSeq and is a predicted model, not a curated record. NCBI's taxonomy places the organism in Eukaryota, Viridiplantae, Streptophyta, Magnoliopsida, Brassicales, Brassicaceae. The transcript has a single exon. The coding region runs from base 170 to 1138 and encodes 322 amino acids.
UUGUCAUUUUCUCAUUUCCCAAGAAAGAAAGAAAGAAUUGUUUUAACCAUGAAGUAACAUUCCUCAUCCUCCUCCCUCUCCCCUCUCCCCUCUCUGCGUUGAGAUCUCUCGUGAACAGACAAAGUUGCCAGCUUCCCAGCUUCAUCUUCCCGAUCGCUUCUAACCCUUAAUGGAUCUCGCGGCGGAGGAGCUUCAAUUUCUCAGCAUCGGAGGCAUACUCCGUGAAUCCACCACGAUCCCCAAAUUCUCCCCGAGAACAUUCUACCUCAUAACCCUAACCCUAAUCUUCCCUCUCUCCUUCGCCAUCCUCGCUCACUCCCUCUUCACCCAACCCAUCCUGAACCAGCUCGACGCUUCUCCUCCCUCCGCCGACCAGUCCCAGACCAACCACCAAUGGACUCUCCUCUUCGUCUACCAAUUCAUCUACAUCAUCUUCCUCUUCGCCUUCUCCCUCCUCUCCACCGCCGCCGUCGUCUUCACCGUCGCGUCUCUCUACACCAGCAAACCGGUGUCUUUCUCCUCCACAAUGUCGGCCAUCCCUCUCGUUCUCAAACGUCUCUUCAUCACGUUCCUCUGGGUUUCCCUCUGUAUGCUCGUCUACAACUCCGUCUUCUUGAUGUUUCUCGUGAUCUUGAUCGUGGCCAUCGAUCUACAGAGCGUGAUCCUCGCUGUCUUCUCGAUGGUUGUGAUCUUCGUUCUGUUUCUUGGCGUUCAUGUUUACAUGACCGCUUGGUGGCAUUUAGCUAGCGUCGUCUCUGUUCUCGAGCCUGUCUAUGGGAUCGCCGCGAUGAGGAAGAGCUAUGAGUUGCUUAAAGGAAGGACUCACAUGGCGUGUUCCAUGGUGUUUAUGUAUCUUGCUCUCUGCGGGUUCAUCGCUGGUGUUUUCGGAGGUGUGGUGGUUCGUGGAGGAGAUGAUUUCGGGUUGUUUGCGAGGAUUGUUGUUGGAGGGUUCUUGGUUGGUGUGUUAGUCAUUGUGAAUCUUGUUGGGUUGCUUGUGCAGAGUGUGUUUUACUAUGUCUGCAAGAGCUUUCACCAUCAGGCCAUUGAUAAGUCCGCGUUGCACGAUCAUCUUGGUGGGUAUCUUGGUGACUAUGUGCCUUUGAAGAGCAGUGUUCAGAUGGAGAAUUUUGACAUUUGAAUAAUCAAAUGAAAGGAUAAGUUGUAAUGUUUGUAAUGCUUUAUAGUGUUUGUUGUUAUAGCUUUUGUCUUAAUUAAUCUGGGGGAUAAGACUGAUAUUGCAGAUUUGUGUCUGUUCCCUGUAAUCUUUGUAGUGUGUUUUUUGUUCCAAAUUGGAAGGUUAAUGAAAUAAAAGUUGUUACUAGACA